Molecule: messenger RNA, 4994 nt
Organism: Lineus longissimus
Lineage: Eukaryota; Metazoa; Nemertea; Pilidiophora; Heteronemertea; Lineidae
Product: frizzled-9-like
Exons: 1
Coding region: 550-2331 (593 amino acids)
Biological process (GO): canonical Wnt signaling pathway; non-canonical Wnt signaling pathway
Cellular component (GO): plasma membrane
Molecular function (GO): Wnt-protein binding; Wnt receptor activity
Source: RefSeq, a predicted model, not a curated record
CAGGGUUAUGGACGAGCUCAUUCAGGGAGGCGGAGCUUACCAAGUCAUAAGCCAUGAUAUCCAUUACAACCAUACCAUGCUCUGAGUGACAAGGAUAGAUGGCACGGCGGCAUCUUCAAAGGAUGCCGAGCAUUCAACCCACUUCAAAGCAAUGGUGCGGCGGUUUGUGUCCAGGCGCGGAGCGAUAUAAACCUGAGCGUUAAAGUUGUCCCUAUCAAUCAGGGUCAUUAACAUCCGAUCUCUCGAAGAGCAAAGACCGUGGAAAGCUUAGCUGUGUAGGACUAUCAAAGUGUUGUUGAAGUGGAUGUGUUUGUUAACUUGUUCAAAGGACGCAAUAUAUCGUGUGUAUUAAGCGGAUUGAUUUCAUUCAACUCGUAGUGUGCCACUUUGAGAAUUAGAUCAGUUUACAAUCAGUCGCACAGCGGUGCUCAAUAAUGGUACCGAAUGCUGUCCAAAGGAAUACGUGUUUGCCUUUGUAACGGAUACGCUCUCCGAACGGUGUAGAGGGACAGUGUGCGUGUGGCAGGAGAGGCCACUCGGUGAGUGGUGAUGAUGCUUCGAUUUGCGUUAUUGGUGCUACUGGUGUCCGGUGGUUGGUGUCUCCGGGACGCCAUCAACUUGGAUGGAGGAGGGAAAUGUGAACCCAUCACAAUUCCCAUGUGUCAGGACAUGAAGUACAACACGACACGAAUGCCUAACCUCAUCGGGCAUAAAAACCAAAAGGAGGCCGCGGUAACUAUAAACGAGUUCAUGCCACUUGUCCAAAUUGGCUGUUCUCGGUUGCUGAAGUUCUUCCUCUGUUCUCUUUACGCCCCGAUGUGCACGGAACAAGUUGAUGACACUUUGGUUAUCCCCGUGUGUAGGUCGAUGUGUCUUGAAGUCAAGUCAAAUUGUGAACCUGUCCUGGUCAAGUUUGACUUCCCCUGGCCAAUGAUGUUGGAUUGCGGGAAGCUCCCCGAGGGGAAAGACCCGAGACAACUUUGCAUGGAAGCGCCAAGUGAUGAACAGGACUCGGGACGCGGUCUCGGUGAGGACACAAAUUUGGAUCCGUACAGUAGCGAGUGGUGGAAACUGCUAGAAAGCCUCAAGCGUGAAGAUAACUCUAACCUUUACCGAAACCCUAGGCCGUAUGAUAAGCCAACAAACAAGCCCUGGUACACCCAUGAACCGAACGAGUGUCCGGAUCGUUUUACGAGAGUUGACAAAUCUCUAGGCAACAGUAACGAAUCCUGCGCGCCAAAAUGCAAUGUUGAUGUGAUAUUCCGAAGCGACGAUAAAAAAUUCGCAGAGAUUUGGAUGACAGUUUGGGCAACUCUCUGCUUCGUCGCCACCACAAUAACUGUCUUAACUUUUCUCAUUGACACUUCCCGUUUUAAAUACCCAGAGCGACCCAUUAUCUUCCUGUCAAUGUGCUAUGCCAUCUAUUCUGCGGCUUAUCUCCUCAGGGCAGCCACAGGACCUAAUGCAAUCUCUUGUGACAAAGCUAGAAACGGAGAGGAAUUUCUUAUCCAGGAAGGAUUAGAAAGUACCUGGUGUAUCAUAGUCUUUUUAAUAUUAUAUUUCUUCGGAAUGGCCAGUUCGUUGUGGUGGGUCGUUUUAACUUUUACUUGGUUCCUUGCUGCUGCCAGAAAGUGGGGCCAAGAAGCCAUCGAGUCACUCAGUAGUUACUUCCAUUUGGCCGCCUGGGCCGUUCCUGCCAUAAAAACUAUAGUCAUCCUCACCAUGCGGCGGGUUGACGGUGACGAACUCACUGGACUUUGCUAUGUGGGCAACCAAGACCCUAACGCGAUGGCGGGCUUCGUUCUCGGUCCCCUGGUCGCCUAUCUGAUAUUGGGAACAGUAUUUGUACUAGCGGGAUUCUGUGCCUUAUUCCGCAUCAGGAAGAACUUAAAAAGUGAAGGAACCAAUAUAAGAAAGUUAGAAAAACUCAUGGCUAAAAUAGGUGUGUUUUCUGUGCUAUAUACGUUACCCGCAGUUUGUGUGGUGGGGUGCUAUUUUUACAAGUAUCUUCACCUCAACUAUUGGGAAAGCCUAGCCAUGACGUAUGACUGCCGGGCAAGAGGUAAAAAUGUGGACCCUUGCUCCUUGGAGGAGUCUAUACCGAAGGUUGAAGUGUUCAUGCUGCAGAUCUUUAUGUCUCUUGUUGUUGGCAUUACUAGUGGAAUGUGGAUUUGGAGUUCUAAAACUGUCGAAUCAUGGCGGAAUUUCUUCCAGCGCAGCUUCACGAGGAGAAAAUCGAAUGUGCCCACUUAUCAUCCUCCCACCGUUGGAGGGAAUUGCCCGCAACAGAACAGGAAACUCAUGUUGAAAACUGCUACAUCUCGGGUGUGACAAUGGAAGCACUCGAGAGAACAAAAACUGGAUUUUCUGAGACUUUUUGGUCUUUGGGCCUAUUUUAUAUGUUGCAUUACUGGAUUGAUACGAGUGCAUGACUGCUUAUAAAGAUACCUGUGAAAUACAUACUGUGCAACUCUUGUCAAAAAGUCAGGAAUACAAACAAUGACAACGAGCUACACGUGUACAUAUUGCAUAUCCAUCAGGAACUAUCACGGCUUUAGGGUGCAUCACCCAAGCAUGAUAACAACAGAUCGAGAGUGAUGGCACCAAAAAGUUGCGAUAGAUCUUGACUGAUGUUAGAUAAUGCCAUUCUUUGGCGCCGUUCAUUUGGAUUUAUUCAUUCAGUUCAUUGCAUAAAGGAUUAUCAUUACACUACGAGGAAUUUAGAAGGGUUCCUAAAGAAUUUCUUCCACAGAUUGUUGCAUUUACCGUUGCCAUAUGCAUAUAACACGUACCUUCACCAAAAGCGUAACUUGCACCGAUACUCCUAUACAUGUAAUGGCUGAGAGUGAUGUUUGUCAAAGUCUAUAUUAACGACCCGGGACUUGUACAUUGACAUGGUGUUUUUGAGAUUUAGUAUUUCAUGACAGACUUCACUCUCAGGCUAAUGGGUUUUCAUUCUAUUUUCCAAACUGUCAUUAUUACGAUCAGUGGUUGAUAACCAGAACGUUACGUCUUCACGUCUUCAUGAUUGUCGCGUAAGGAAUCUUGCUGUCCUUCUGAAAUGUAAAGAAACCUUAAUGAUCAUCUCAAAGCCUGAAGGCUUGGGACUUUUGAAUGCCCGAUGGAAUGGUGCUGAUAAAAAUAUUAACAAACUAUGCAAGAUGUAGUUAAGUCAUUUUGAAAAGAUAUCAACUGUCAGAAAGUUUGUUCCAAACCAAGCCAUGAUAAACCUUGUUCAUAGUAUUCUCUGACCUGUAAAUUGUCAACAACCAAUCAUAGGUUUGUCAAUGCGCUAAGUGAUGUUUAUCUGUACAUUUCUGUACAUUAUCUGCCUAUUUGAAGAAUAAUUCUAUUCAUUAUCGAAUAAUGGUAUUAUUAACUUGGCCAUUGAUAUCUUUGCAAUGGCCUUGGUAUUGUUGAAAUAUCACCCUGUUGAAAGGGUUAACAACUUUUGUGAAAAUUGUACAUAACGGUCCCAGCAAUGCAUCCUGAGAUACUCCUACAUCGUCGAGAUGCGGAGUAUAUUAAAAACCACUCGUUAUGCCGGAUGCAGCAAGGUGUAUGCUGUCACCGAAUCAGUUGAAGAGAACAAUGAUCUUUUGUCAAAGUUUGCUGGUGAUUUUUUGAAAACUCUUCCUGCUUGUUGGGACAUUUUUCAAGUUCCUGCGGCUUUUAUAAGUAAGAAGAUUGCAUAUACCAAAACAGGAAAGGUAUUUUAAACAAAAGUUAUUAUCGCUUGCGGUGGGGUAAGAACAAGAAUUCGUCUGAAAAGUGACCCUCCUGAAUGACGAGAUAUCUUGUGGCUUAUAAUGAAAUAAAUAGACGCGAGUCGAGAAUUCAAUUUAAAAAUCAGUCUGAUUUUCCAUUAUUUGGUAUUGGUAAGAGUUUCUGCAAGAAUUGAUGAAAACUAAAUUGUUCUUGUUGUGCAUUUCAACGAUCCAGCAGUUCAGCAUACGUAGUCACGGAUUCCGGCACUUUCAACAAAGGUACCUUGCCAAAGGUUUGAUAUUGUUUGAAGACCGUGCCCAAGGCGCCGCCGUUAUCUUGGCAAUUUCUCUUUUGAAGUCGUGCGUCCAUUUCCUUUGAUUGAUCACCUUGUUUACUUGCAAACAUACCCGGAUGCUCUGUCGUCUGCUCGUGAGUGAGUGAAAAUGUAAGUUAUCACAGAAAUGUACACUUGCAAAAUGCAUACAACAUUUACAUACACGUAACAUUUACGACCCAUUAACUGAAAGGAAGAAAACGUAAACUAUUAAAUAAACCUCGCAUUCCUGCUCCUUUCACGCAGGUCUACGUUUGUACGGGUUUGAACUAUCAUUGGGCCGGAUAUGGCUUUCCAACUGACAGUUAAAGGAUAUUUUACGACCUUGGUUGGCAGUGCACCUUUAUUAACUGUUGAUUUAUCAUUGGAUUAUCAGUUAUAAUGCAUCGCUGUUGCUGUACAAUCUUGCAAGAUUCCUACAGGCCAUUCUGCUUGCUGCUUCCAAAACAGGGACGUGAACUUUUGAUGAUCUCUUUCGAGUGAUUUAUUACGACAUUCAAGUCCACGAGUCAUCGGUUGGAAUUGCUCAUAAGCCGUUAGUUAUCAUAAUGGAUUCUUCAUUUCGAAUGUAUCGUCAGUCUUUUGGUCCUAGAGCUCGAAUAAACCAUCAAAAUGGUGAUUUCACUGGACUAUGGUUGGUAAGGUGUAUCUGCCGUGCAGAUAGACACUUUACAUGGUUGAUAGAGAAAGGUCAGAACUCUUCCCAUCCGCCUCAAGCCAUUAUCUUUCAUUACCAUCGAACUGAUAAGUUACUUCAACCUUCCUUGCACCUUCCUUGCAUCUGUGAUGGCUAUCAUCAACAGUGAGCUCCAGAUCCAAACACAAGUUGUGUUAAUGAUGCUCUUUCACGGGUGGUGUUCAUUUUCAUCUUCAUGCUUGUGUACUUCAAACUCCUUGUAACCUCAACAUCAAAGCAACGCCAAUAGUUUAAUUCAAGAUUAUUUAUCAUUAA